This is a messenger RNA of Ostertagia ostertagi, 477 nucleotides long. The record is from the annotation of a GenBank genome assembly. Lineage: Eukaryota; Metazoa; Nematoda; Chromadorea; Rhabditida; Trichostrongylidae.
GCGAUACUCCAAGCCACUCGUAACGAAGUCGACGAGAACUUCACGACAUGUUCGUUGAAGCGUGAAGAUUCGCAUUCAGCUGAGGAUAAUUCCUCGUUAGAUAUAUCAUCGUCAUCUCGUGCCGGCCAGUUCGAUGAGGCACCGGUGGAAACGACAGUAUCGCCCGAAAGAAAACACAGCUUAGAACAGAGCACCAAGCAGUGUCGGAAUCACACCGCCACAGCAGUGACAGCAGAGCGAUCCCAUUCUUUCAACAAACGGCAUUGUUCCUUGAAGAAUGUGCCUCUUCCUCAGGUCCUACCUUCGACGAGCUCGGGCAAUUUGUUUUAUGGCGAUAGUGGAACGUACUCGUUGGAUCGUGUACAUCCAAAGCCUGAAAGAGAGCCUACAUCAGUUUAUGGUAAGUCUUUCACCGUCGUUUUCACUGUUGAGUUCUUAGUCUCGCCAGUAUCAGGAGCAAAUUUCAUGUUCAUUUAA